Molecule: messenger RNA, 917 nt
Organism: Lutzomyia longipalpis
Lineage: Eukaryota; Metazoa; Arthropoda; Insecta; Diptera; Psychodidae
Product: flexible cuticle protein 12-like
Exons: 3
Coding region: 322-639 (105 amino acids)
Cellular component (GO): chitin-based extracellular matrix
Molecular function (GO): structural constituent of chitin-based larval cuticle
Source: RefSeq, a predicted model, not a curated record
UAUAUUUUGAGACACAUGGCCGAGAGGAAGACGACUCAAUGAUGAAAAUCUCCCAAAAAUUGUGUGAAAAAAAUCACAUCUUAGACUUGGUCGUUUGAUGAUUUUCAACAUUAGGCUUUUGGGGGGAUUUUUGAAUAGAUUGUGUGAUGAUUGUUAAUUCGCGAAUGACAUAAGAAACUGGAUUUAAAGUGGUGCGAUUGGGGGACUAUAUAAGGGGAGAUAGUGGUACACCCCAUCACCAGUUGUUGUGUUAAUCUUCAGCAAGGAACUCCUUGAGUAUCUCAGUCUCCCACAAAAAAACAAACAAACCCCACUGCCAUCAUGAAAGUUAUUCUUAUGUUCGCUGCCGUUGUGGCUGUUGCUCUUGCCGGACCCCUUGAACCAUCCAAAACCGCCACCAUCCUGCGCUACGAGAACGACAAUAUUGGCGUUGAUGGAUACAAAUAUGCGUAUGAGACCAGCGAUGGCCAGACUGCCUAUGCUCAGGGUGAACUGAAGAACUUCGGACCUGAGACGAAUGCUGUUGUCUCCCAGGGAUCCUUCAGCUUCGUCAGCGAUGAUGGAGUCACGUACACAAUCAACUGGGUCGCCGAUGAGAACGGUUACCGUGCCGAUGGUGCCCACGUCCCAACCCUCUAAGCGCCUUCCACCUAUAUAUUCCUCCUAAAUCCCCCAUCUGAAAAUCCACCCCUUCCCCCCCAACUGCCUCCCCCGUGUAAUAUAAUUUGUUUUUGUUAUUGUUUUUGGUCCCAGUAAAGAAAAAUUCCUCCACUGAUGAUGAUGUGUUCAUGCAGAAAGAAAAUGUGCCAUAUUCCGUUCUCAAAACGAACAUGAGCAAAGAAAAAUAUCACAAAAAUCAUCAAAACUCUCUGUAAUAUUAGACUUGUAAUAAAAGAGUUGGUUUGUUGACAAAAAAA